Candoia aspera is the source of this 2197-nucleotide messenger RNA. It is a transcript of the gene TMEM158, whose product is annotated as transmembrane protein 158. The transcript has a single exon. NCBI's taxonomy places the organism in Eukaryota, Metazoa, Chordata, Lepidosauria, Squamata, Candoiidae. The record is from RefSeq and is a predicted model, not a curated record. The coding region runs from base 138 to 1040 and encodes 300 amino acids. Gene Ontology annotation, molecular function: peptide binding.
CUCCCACCCCCUCGCCGCCGCUCCCUUCUCUCGCGGCCAGCCUCGCUGGCGCUUCCUAAAUGGCAGCCGGCAGCAGCCGCCGCAGCAGCGCCAUGCAGCCUCCUUCCCCUCCUCGGGCGCUCCUCUAAGCCCAUGCCAUGCUGCUGCCCUUCCUCCCGGCGCUGUUGGCCGCUUUCGCGCCAUCCCUUCCCUGCCGAGGCUGGUCUCCCUUGGCUGCUUCAGAGUCCGGACGGAAGGAGCCGACGGGGCUCACUCUUCCGCCUCUCAACUCCUCUUCCUCCCCUAAGUCCUUUGCGAGCGGGGGAGCGUUGCCGGCAGACUUUGAGGAAGGGCGAAGAGAGGCCACUAAGGCGGCGGCUAUGGCUGCCCCUUCGCCCGGGCCGCCCCGCCCCGCGCCCCAGCAGCACCAGCAGCAGCAGCGCCGCGAGGAGCCGGCGUGCAACAUCAGCGUGGAGAGACAGAUGCUGAGCUCGCUGCUGGUGCGCUGGAGCCCGCUGGGUUUCCACUGCGACCUCGUGCUCUUCUCCACGAGUGGCCCCGGCGGGCGCGCCUUUUUCUCGGCCGCCUUCCACCGCGUCGGGCCGCCGCCGCUGCUCAUCGAGCACGUCGGGCUGGCGGCUGGCGGCGUCCAGCAGGACCUCCGCCUGUGCGUGGGCUGCAGCUGGGCGCGAGGCAGGCGCGUCGGCCGCCUUCGCCCGGGCGCCUCCAACCCAGCCGCGUCGUCUCCUCCCUCGGCUGCCCUCUACUCCCUGCCCAGCCCGGACCACGGACAGCCUUGGCAGCAAGGGGAGCGCCUCCACUUCUGCUGCCUGGAUUUCAGCUUGGAGGACCUCAAGGGGGAUCCCGGCUGGAGGAUGAACCGCAAGCCCAUCGAGUCCACCCUGGUAGCCUGUUUUAUGACUCUGGUCAUCAUCGUCUGGAGCGUGGCCGCCCUCAUCUGGCCGGUGCCCAUCAUCGCCGGCUUCUUGCCCAACGGCAUGGAGCAGCGGAGGGGCGCCCCCACCUCGACAACGACAUCUGGAACGGCGGCAGCUAAAUGACCGCCUUCCUCCCGCAGCGUCUGGUCCGAUGUCACCCGGGUUGUAUCGUUGUGGGGCUCUGGAUUGGGAAUCUUGCUAUAAGUUAUUUUUUUGUAAUGUUAGAAGGAAUCUAUUUUGUAGAUUAUUACGUUAAAGCCAUCUUCUUGGUGUUGGAUAUAGAAGACGGGAGUUAGGUAGAAAUUUUCAAAUUGGACUGGUUUCUUGCCAGUAAAUCUUUUGAAAAGCAACAUAUACCUGCUUCUAGUUUAGUAUGCUAAGAGAGUUUAUAGGUAUAUUUAUCAUGUGCUCAAAUUCCUAUCAGAUAAAAUGACCAAAACCUGUGUAUUUGCUUUAUAUAUUAAAACAAAACUCUUUAAGUCAGUAUUUUAGUAGCAGACGCACACAAGUCCAGUGCACUUUGCAGUAGUUGUAAGUUAUUUGUAUAAGAAUACAAUUUGUCUUUGCAAAUGUAAAUUUACUAAAACAAAACUUUUUGGCAGUAUUUAAAUUUGAUAACAUAUGAUAUUAUUCUUGGAGGAUCUGAAUUUCAGGCACUCUUUUAUAGUGUGCGUGCGUGUGGUUGGUUCUUAUUAGAGAUACUGUGUGAUUACUCAUGUAAAUCUGUUCGAUCGUUAAUACAGAGAGAUUUUCUUUGCUGAAGUGUUUAGACUUUGCUUGGUAUUUUCCUUGGUAUUGAUUUGCAAGUACAAAUCAAGUAUAGGUACAAGCAGAGAUUUAGGGUCCCUCUUUAUCCCCAUCAUUCAAUAUAAAAACUCCCUGUGGAAUGAUGGGUAAUCAUUCUUUUAGUCUUCUGAUUUGUUCCCACAUUUGAGGAAAUAAGUCAAAAGUUGAAACAAUUGGUAAAGCUCUCCAACCUAGUGAUGGCCAAUAAUUCUGCAGUUGCAGCAUAUCUGGGGGACACCACAUGGGUAAGGCUGCCUAACUUCUGGUGUGGCCUCUUCUUUUAUCUCCCUUGUUAUAGCAAGAUAGUAACAAGAAUAAUGCCAAUAAUAGCAGGUUGUUAUCUGCUGGAUGAGUGGUACAUUGUGUGCAGAAGCAGCGAAUGGCCCAUGGUGACAAAUGUGUGUAGUUUAUAAUAAACAUAUUUUGUCUAAAGCCCCCGGCCUCCAAUUUAUUAAAAAACCUCUUUCAGACAAUUGCCAACUAAAGGUUCAUUC